AUGUUUCGCAGUAGUGCACGUGCCUUUGCCAAUGAUCCAAAAGCCGAUCAACAACUCUCAUUACAUUUUGCUGAUGAAUUAUCAAAUAAUAAAAUGAUUCGAUUUAUAUAUCAAGGUCGAGAAUUACAAGAUCGAGAAACUCUUCGUACAUAUAAUAUUCGUGAUCAAACAACAAUACAUUGUCAAAUAAGUGCAAGACGUCAUGAAUCAACAAAUCAAAGAAAUGAUGGAAUAUCAUCUGGAACACAUAUAAAUCAAAAUGGAUUUGAUACAUCAACAUUUAUUGAUUCAUCACCUGUUAAUAUUUCGUCACAUUUUAUUCUUUUAUUAACAUUAAUUCUUGGAUUUGUAUGGUAUUUACGUAUUAAAUAUCGUGUUCUAUUUUCGCCUAUAUCAAGUGUCAUUCUUGUAUUAAUAACACUUAUAUUUUUAAUAUUUACAUGUGGUUCUUUCUUAGCAACACGUCGGCAAUUAUUAAAUAUUCGACAACCAACAACAACAAUUGCUAUAACACCAAUACAACAUGUUCAUCUUGAUUAA
Molecule: messenger RNA, 540 nt
Organism: Rotaria sp. Silwood2
Lineage: Eukaryota; Metazoa; Rotifera; Eurotatoria; Philodinida; Philodinidae
Source: the annotation of a GenBank genome assembly